AUGCCGCCCUCCAAACGGUCACGAAUGGCCUCGGGCCAAGACGAAGAAGAUGACGUUGUGGAAGCGCGAUCUACCAUGGCUAAUGAUAGAAAACGAGUCCGGCUGUCUGCCGGUGACGCAGAGGCCUCGAGUAGCAGAGCGGCGGCAGAGACGAAACACUACGAUACCUCUUCAUCAGAAUCCGAAAGCGAAGACGGCGACAGCGAGGACGACGACGCGCCCGCAUCCCCCCCACAGACCCAAUACGAACUGAUGAGAGACAAUGGCUUUCGACAUCUCGCCAAUACGGACUGGGACGACCAGCAGGCCACGCAGAAGAUCAAGCGUCGCACCACGUCGCAGACUUUUGACAACAUGGUCGCCGAGAGCGGCAUCAUUGAAAGCAUCACCUGCUACAACUUCAUGUGCCACGAGCGAUUGCAUGUCGAGCUCGGUCCUCUGAUCAACUUCAUCGUCGGAGAGAACGGUAGCGGCAAGAGCGCUGUCCUCACGGCCCUCACCCUGUGCCUCGGUGGCAAGGCCAGCGACACCAACAGAGGCGGCAGCCUCAAGUCCUUUGUCAAGGAGGGCCGGGAGCACGGAAGUCUCGUCGUCAAGAUCAAAAACGCCGGAUCCGACGCAUAUCAACCCGACAUCUACGGCCCAUCCAUCACCGUCGAGCGUCACUUCUCCAAGAACGGCGCCAGCGGCUUCAAGAUCAAGACAGCGGAGGGCAAGGUCGUCUCGACCAAGAAGCAGGAAGUCGAAGAAAUCUCAGAGUGGUACGCUUUGCAGAUAGGGAACCCAUUGACUGUCCUCUCCCAAGACAACGCGAGACAGUUCCUCAACUCUGCCAGCCCGGCGCAAAAGUACAAGUACUUUGUAUCUGGCGUCCAGCUAGAGCAGCUGGACAAUGACUACAAAAUGUCCCAAGACACGCUCGACAAAACGCUCAUUCUCCGUGACGAUCUCGACGAGAAGAUAGCCCAUGUGAAAAAGGCCAUGGACGAUGCGCAGAGACUCGCCGAAAUUGCCCAAAAGAACCAAGGCCUUCGCGAGAAAGCAAGGCUUUAUCGAAACCAGCUUGUCUGGUCACAGGUCGUCGAGCGUGAAAGGGAGCUUGAGCAGCGCAAUGCUGAUCUCGCUAGGCGUGACCGGGAGCUUGUCUCCUGGCAAGCGGACUGCGAGGCUGCGACAAAAGUGCUCGAGGAAACAGACGAGAUGCUGGGCCGGGCUCAAGAGGCUCGCGAAGCUCUUGCUGCGGAGGAAAACACAUUGGAGGAAAAAGUGAUGGAGGCAGAGGUUGCGUGGCGCGACGCAAAACAGAGGCAAAUGGAGCUGCAGGGCGAAGAGCGCGAUGCUCACAUCCGAUUGAAGACCCUGCGGACCGACAUACUGUCCUGCGAGAAGAAGAUCAAGGAGGAAGAGAACCGGUUGGACGGCUCAUCGGCCUCCGCGCGCGCGGCGAAAGACCAAGAGCUUUCCGAGGCUGAAGCACAUGACAAGCGGCUCGGCGAGCAGAUUGACGAGGCCAAAAGCAAGACGCAAUCACUUAAGGACAAGGCUGCGGAAGCCAAGGAGGCCCUCCGACGAGCGGAGCAAUUCUUACAGAGGAAGAAGCAGGAGGAGAUUGUGGCCAAGAAGGGUGUCAGAGAACUUGAACAGAGCAAUGGUUCGGCUUUUGACGGGUUCGACGCGGAUCUCAUCAAGCUAUCCAAGGCCAUUGAGAGAGAAGGCGGUUUCGAUAGCAAGCCCGUAGGUCCCAUUGGCCUCCACAUCACCCUCCGAAAGCCAGAAUGGUCCAGCAUCCUUGAGAAGACCUUUGGUGAUGUUCUGAACGCGUUUGUCGUCAAGAGCAAGAGGGACCAGUCCAGGCUGUCGAGCAUGAUACAGAGGAUGGGCCUUAAGAAGCAGCCCCCCAUUUACAUUGCGUAUGGAGGCACAAUCAACACCAGUUCCCAGGAGCCCGAUGAGAAGUUUGAUACCAUUCUCAGAGUCCUGGACUUUGAUGAUGACCUCGUGCGGUCGCAGCUGGUCAUCAACAACCAGAUUGAGAAGAUUAUACUGAUCAAGGAACGCACCGAAGCGGAGAAAGUCAUGAUCGAUAACGACGGUCCUCCUCGCAACGUAGCGGCGUGUAUCUGCUUCCACGAUGGAAGAGGGAAACGCGGCCACGGACUGCGAAUCACGAACCGAUUCGGAACUAUAGGCACCAGCCCGGUCACGCCGUCGGGAUUGCAUCCUCGGAUGCAGUCGGACUCUGCUCAGCGGUUACUUGUGGCCAAGGAGAAUCUCAGACAGCUGGGUCUUGAGCUGAAGGAACUCACCAACGAGGAGCGGCAGGCGCGUCAACGACUGAGUAGCUGCGAGUCCGACCUCUCAUCGCACUACUCGGCAAUCAAGCAGUGGGAAAACGAGCGCCGUAGAAUCCAGGCGGACAUCCAGCGAAUCACUGAGGAAAUGGAUGCCUUUGAAGGCGUUGACGGGCGUCUCGUUGCGCUGCGGGAGGAGCGCGAAGCGAAGCGCACCGAAGAAGAGCAGCUCGGCUUGCAGUAUGGCAACCUGAAAUUAGAAAAGCGGGAGCUGAGCAAGAAGACGGAGGAGGCUAGGGCACGUCUCGACGCGGAAAAGGACGUGCAAAAGGACCAUGGGAGCCGCGUGGCAAAGGCAGACGACAAGAUUAAGAAGCUUGAGGGUCUUCGCAGGGUCAAGGUUGCCGAGAAGAACGCUGCUUUCGAGAGGCUGGACAUUGAGAGGCUCGAGAGACGCCGAGCAGAGGCCAAGCGUGACCAGAAGGUGGCAGAGGUGGCCGAUUUCAUCCGGCAGGCGGAGCAAGCGUCGCCGGAUCGUGUCCACAUCCCCGAAGACGAGACAUAUGAGAGUCUCGAGAUCAAAUACCAGAGAGUCUGCGAGCAGCUGGCGCAGCGCGAGGCUCGGCAGGGAGCCACGGACCAGCAGAUCUACGACCGAGCCAUUGAGGCGCGGACGCAGUACGAGGAUGUGAUGAAGAAGACGCGGGACGUGGACGAGACGAUUGCGAGCCUGAAGCAAGCCAUCGAGCACCGUCUUCACCUGUGGAGACAGUUCCAGAGGCAGAUCAGCGCGCGGAUACGCAUCCAGUUUACCUAUCUGCUCAGUGAGCGUGGCUUCAGGGGCAACAUUGACCUUGAUCACCGGGCCAGGCGCGUCAACAUCAACAUUGAGCCCGACAAGACGCGGAAGAGCUCGUCGGGCCGCAACACCAAGACGCUGUCGGGAGGCGAAAAGUCGUUUUCGUCGAUAUGCAUGCUCCUCUCCGUGUGGGAGGCCAUUGGAUCGCCGAUACGAUGUCUGGACGAGUUUGAUGUCUUUAUGGACAAUGUUAACCGAGCGAUUAGCACCAACAUGUUGGUGGAUGCCGCUCGACGAUCGGUAUCGCGACAGUACAUUUUGAUCACGCCGAAUGCCAUUGAGGGCCGCGCUCGGCUUGAUAAAGACGUCAAAAUUAUCCGCUUGACCGAUCCCCGCCAGCGAACCCUUGUCUAA
Molecule: messenger RNA, 3504 nt
Organism: Trichoderma reesei QM6a
Lineage: Eukaryota; Fungi; Ascomycota; Sordariomycetes; Hypocreales; Hypocreaceae
Exons: 4
Coding region: 1-3504 (1167 amino acids)
Biological process (GO): double-strand break repair via homologous recombination
Cellular component (GO): site of double-strand break; nucleus; Smc5-Smc6 complex
Molecular function (GO): damaged DNA binding; single-stranded DNA binding
Source: RefSeq, a predicted model, not a curated record